Molecule: messenger RNA, 1523 nt
Organism: Polistes dominula (European paper wasp)
Lineage: Eukaryota; Metazoa; Arthropoda; Insecta; Hymenoptera; Vespidae
Source: RefSeq, a predicted model, not a curated record
UUUCUCAUGUAUUGUACAAGAUGGAAAUCGAAAAAUACGAUUGUGAUAUGGUUCAUGUUUUACAAAAUGGUGACUUUACUAUAUUGGAAAAGUUGUCAUCAUUUUGUAGUGAAUUUCGAAAAGACAUCAUUCAGAAAUUUGCAAAUGCAACGAGUAGUGAAAAUGAAUAUGCACAAACAAAGAAAUCGUAUAUGGUUAAGAUAUCAGAGUUAAAGAGUCAAUUAGAUACAUUAAAGUCAAAAAUGGAUGAUGUGAUGUUAAAGCAAAAGAUAGUAGAUAAAAAAAUUACAAAUACUAUCAACCAAGAAGAAACAUUAGAAAAAGAUAUAGCAGAAAUCAAGACAAAUAGAGACGCUUUAUCUUUGGAGUUAGUUGACUUGAAACAAGAGGUACAAGAAAGAAGAGAGAAAAAAUGCAACGAGUGGAAUGCACUUAAAAAAGCAACAAAUAUUUACAAAUCUAUUUUAAAUUUUGGUAUUGACAUAGAACACAAGGAAGAUUACGAUGAAGUAAAGGUAUCAUUUUUUAGAAAUUAUGAAUAUGCAAAGGAUAAAUAUUAUGUAAAUUUGAUUAAUGAGGACAAAUUAUGGAAAGUCAAGGAAAUACACCCUACGAUUAAAAAAGAACACUUGAUUGAUCUAAAAGGCACUGUUGACUUUGAUCAUGACCAAUCAUGGGUAUCAAACAUCACCGCAUUUCUCUGUCUUUUAAGGAUUGUCUUUUUAAAGUAUUAUAUGGACGGAAAUUGAAAUUAUACAAUAUAUACAAUAUAUUCAAUUGAAAUAUUAAAUGCUUUUAUUUAUAAUACUAUUGUUUUACUAGUAUAAUGACACUUUCUUACACUUAUUCAAUACUACCAGAGAGGUCGUAUCUUUUUCAACCUCUCUGGAGUCAAUAGCACACAGUUUUUGUCUUUUGUUUUUCCGGACAGGUCAUCCAUCCAUGUUACUAACCAUGUCCCACAUGGGUUGACUUUAAUGAUCGUGCCGGGAACUAGUAAUCCAACGUGGCUAAGCCGUUGACUGUAUAAUUUCAUAAUAAUAUGGAAGAUAUAUAUAAUAUAUACAUAUAUAUAUAUAUAAAUUAUUAGAAUAGUAAAGUCUUUAUUAAUAAAAAUUAAUUAAUUGAAAUACCUAAAACGAUUUGUUGUAGCACUCAAACCAUACACUUAUUAGUAUGUUCUUAUUAAAAUUUGAAUUUUAUCAUUGUUACAAUAGUGUUUCCUUAUUUGUCAAUAUUUAUUAUGUAGUACGAGUAUUGGUUAUACCUAGUUUUUCAUUUACUUAGAUAUAUAUUUAUGUUGGAAAUAAGAGACUGUAAAUCACAGUAAAGAUAAAUUACUUAAAGACUAAAUUAUUAACAGGUAUCUGCUUUGUCUUUUCUAUAUUUAUAUAUGGCACCUACAUUUUAAUCAAGUUUUACAUCCGUUAUUAUGGGUGCUAAACAGUUAACUAAUUUUAUUUAUAAAAAUAAACAAAACAUUCGUGCGCUGAUGAAAGAAAAACAAUUUAUUUAUACUAAUG